Molecule: messenger RNA, 1609 nt
Organism: Chara braunii
Lineage: Eukaryota; Viridiplantae; Streptophyta; Charophyceae; Charales; Characeae
Source: the annotation of a GenBank genome assembly
CUCGUGCGAUGCCACUUGAGCCUCAGACUACUCGACAGACCGUCGUUGUGUGACGAUACUCCUGAUGACAGACCCGAUGUCUUUGGAAACUGGGUGCAUUAUUGCCAGGCCGUGGAGGACGAGGUGGCAGUGGACCAGCAGCACGUCAGAGGUAGUGGUGCACUGGCGAGGGUGACUGAGGAGGAGUUGACUCACGCUAGAGAGAGGAUGCGCAUCGUUUCCCGCAUGGGAGCCAUGCGACGGGUGGAGGAGUCCGAUAGGAGGCGACGCAGGGGUGGAGGUCGUGCACAUGGAGGGCAUUGGCGAUCAGGUGUCGGAGGAACGAGGCGUGGCGGUGGGGAUGAUGUGUCUUGGAGUCGUCGACAGCGGGCGGGCGUUUUCAUCCACAAGGCCCGCGAGCGUUGGGACGAGGGAGACUUUUUGUUCGACAGCUCAUCCAGCGACGGCGACGAUUUCUUCGCAUUGGGGACGCCCGCGCGUACGGACGAUGAGAGGAGAGAUGGCGACGACAGAGGUGAUGGCAGACGUGGCGGCGACAGGGGAGGUGGUGGUGGAGGUGGCGGUGCCGGUGGCGGGGGCGAGGACCCUCACAACGGAGUUGACCAGUGUGAGCACGACGGUCCUGCACCUGGUUGGCCGGUCGUCUUGCAGCGUUUGAGACGAGGGGCCAGACCGGAUAACAACAUCGCCUCACGUGUGCGCAAACGUCAUCUUCGGCCUCAACACGAUGCGAUCGUCACGGAGGCACACGUCGUGCAGCACGAGCAGGUUGUCGUUUCUGAGGACUCCAUGAGCGACAAGGACUUUGUUCCUUCUGAUGCUGACAUGGGUGGCACGGAGGAUCAGCCCGAUCUUGUUGAGGCGCCGACCACGUCUGUGACGGCGAUGUUAGCGCCGGAGAAGAGUGGACAAGGGUUCACUCGUCCGAAGUCUACGACACACAUUGGUUCAGAGAACGGAGAGGUUGAGAGAGGGGCCCACGGGGGAACAGGCGUCGCGGUCCCCUCCAUAGGCGAGGCAGUACAUCCUCCCACGGUCGACGUUGGUUUGGAGGACGGAGAGGUUGUACGUACUCCCACGUGUGCCUAUGAGGGAGAGGAUGCACAUCAUGCCACGGUUGACCUUGUUGGCCUCGCCUGCCCCACAGGCAGUCUUCCGCCCACCGCCGUGUUGCUCGCCAUGCACUCAGCGUUGGAUCGUCUGCGUGACAUGUCGACUUUGAUGUCUUCCACUUUGCCAUUCGUGGCACCACCAGCGACUGGUCCGGCGGACGACACAAAUGUAGUCUGUAGAGGAUUCGACGAGUUCGUCGGCGACACGAUAUUGCAUCCCGGUGUUUCCGCCAGUCCCGCAGUUUUUCAUAUGGGAGCACCGCAUGCUGUGGACCAGGGUUUGGCGGAGCAGGUAGCACGGAACCGCUAUGGCGGACCGCGCAUUGCGGCGCAACGCAGUCUUGGGGAUUCAUUUGAAAGAGUGGAUGCAGAGUGUGAGGCGCAGGAGGGUCUGUGUGCACAGGAUUUCGCAGGCGACGGGUCAUCAUUCUAGGUAGGACCUCAGGCAGACCCGCAACCAGGCCCGCUCCCUUCGGCGCAGGAGAUGGUUCCCGUCG